This is a messenger RNA of Fusarium musae, 699 nucleotides long. RefSeq lists its product as uncharacterized. The transcript has 7 exons. Gene Ontology annotation, molecular function: hydroxyacylglutathione hydrolase activity. The coding region runs from base 1 to 699 and encodes 232 amino acids. NCBI's taxonomy places the organism in Eukaryota, Fungi, Ascomycota, Sordariomycetes, Hypocreales, Nectriaceae. The record is from RefSeq and is a predicted model, not a curated record.
AUGCAUAUCCAGUCAAUUCCCAUGUGGGAGGGAAGCUCCAACAACUACGCUUACCUGGUAGUUGACGAUAAGUCCAAGGACGCCGUCAUCGUUGAUCCCGCAAACCCUCCCGAGGUUGCGCCUAUCCUAAAGGAGGCUAUCAAGGCGGGGAAGAUCAACUUGACAGCCAUUCUUGCUGAGCUGGACAACCCCAAGAUAGACAUAAUUGGCGGCAAAGACUGCGAUGGUGUUACGAAGACACCAGGUCACGGCGAGACCUUCAAGCUCGGCGACAUCACCUUCAAGGGUGUGCAUACACCUUGCCACACUCAGGACAGCAUCUGCUUCUUUGUGGAAGACGGAAAGGACAAAGCUGUCUUCACGGGUGAUACCCUUUUCAUUGGCGGAUGUGGAAGAUUCUUCGAGGGCAAUGCGGAGGAGAUGCACGAGGCUUUGAACAAGCGUCUUGCGGCGUUGCCUGAUGACACUGUGGUUUAUCCGGGACAUGAGUAUACCAAGGCCAAUGUCAAGUUUGCCGCAUCUGUUUCUCAGCGCGAUGCUGUCCAGAAGCUCCACUCCUUCGCCGAGAACAAUAAGGUCACCACUGGCAAGUUUACCAUCGGAGACGAAAAGGAUCCCGAGAUUCAGAAGCAGACAGGCGAGACGGAGCCUGUGGCAGUUAUGGCCAAGUUACGCGAAAUGAAGAACAACUUCAAGUGA